UUGGCCCAUUUCUUCUCAAGAAUUUGGUCCCCAGCAAAAAUGCAGACUGGCAGCCAACUUCCGUCCACAAGCUGGAAAGGGUAAAGCAAACGUGUGGAUCUCUCUGCUCUUCCUUCAACGCUUACCAAAAUGUAUUACAUUUGCCCAAUCUUAGACUUUCCCAGUUUAAACGGAUCUCUUCAUAUCACUCGCAACAGCACAAGCCGCUCCAGAGAUUUUAGCACAGGACCAUCAUCAUGUCUUUAACAAUCAGACUACACAUCACUCUCCACAGUACCUUCAAUCUCCACACCAAUAGCAAAACCAAAUUCACUAGUUACUCCACCAGAAUUAAACCCAAACCCAUUUACCACACUAACCCAUUGAUUCAUUUCGUAUAUAACAAACCCAAAAUGCUAAAUUCUUCUAACCCUGUUUCAGUUAAGAGCUCGCUUAUCGAUCCUGAUGGUGGGGUCCUGGUGGAUCUGGUGGUGCCAGAGAGCCAGAGAGGAGCGAAAGUUUUAGAGGCCGAGUCAAUGCCUAAGGUGAAGCUGAAUAAGGUUGAUGUGGAGUGGGUGCAUGUAAUUAGCGAGGGAUGGGCUAGUCCUUUGACAGGGUUUAUGAGAGAAAAUGAGUACCUGCAGAGUCUGCAUUUUAAUUCUUUGAGACUGGCGGAUGGGACUGUGGUUAACAUGUCGCUUCCAAUUGUUUUGGCGAUUGAUGAUGAGACAAAGGAGAGCAUUGGGUCGUCGAAAAAUGUUGGAUUGGUUGCUCCUGAUGGAGGUCUAAUUGGCAUUCUGAGAAGCAUUGAGAUAUACAAGCAUAACAAAGAGGAAAGAAUAGCAAGAACGUGGGGUACAACUGCACCAGGAUUGCCGUAUGUUGAGGAGUACAUCACACCAGCUGGUAAUUGGCUCAUAGGUGGAGAUUUGGAAGUAUUAAAGCCUAUCAAAUAUAAUGAUGGGCUUGAUCAUUAUAGGCUCUCUCCCAAACAACUUCGGCAGGAAUUUGAUAGGCGUCAAGCUGAUGCAGUUUUUGCUUUUCAAUUGAGGAACCCUGUACAUAAUGGGCAUGCCUUAUUGAUGAAUGAUACACGAAGGAGACUUUUGGAAAUGGGUUACAAGAAUCCAAUUUUACUUCUUCAUCCUUUGGGAGGUUUCACAAAGGCUGAUGAUGUGCCUUUGGAUGUUCGGAUGGAACAGCAUAGCAAGGUGCUCGAAGAUGGUGUUCUUGACCCUAAUACUACCAUUGUCGCUAUAUUCCCUUCACCUAUGCAUUAUGCUGGUCCAACUGAAGUACAGUGGCAUGCCAAGGGACGGAUAAAUGCAGGUGCUAAUUUUUAUAUUGUAGGUCGUGAUCCUGCUGGUAUGGGUCACCCAACAGAGAAGAGAGAUUUAUAUGAUCCUGAUCAUGGAAAGAAGGUUCUGAGCAUGGCUCCUGGGUUGGAGAAGUUAAAUAUUUUGCCGUUUAGGGUGGCAGCAUAUGACACUGCAGCAAAGAAGAUGGCAUUUUUUGAUCCAUCUCGCGCUCAGGAUUUCCUCUUCAUCUCUGGAACUAAGAUGCGAACUUAUGCAAGAAAUGGUGAUCAUCCUCCUGAUGGAUUCAUGUGUCCUGGCGGUUGGGAAGUCCUUGUGAAAUAUUAUGAAAGCUUGCAGGUAGAAGAGGCAUCACAGCAGUCAACCAUUUUAUCCGCUUAGAUAUGUGAUUUAUGAUGCAAAUUUCAUGUGAAUUAGUUCAAACAAGAGGAGAAGUAUUCAGUAACAUACCAUCUGAAUUAGUUGUUGCAGCCAGCAAAUUGAUGGAGUUUUUCUCAUUGACUCUUGGCAGUAAGGUAUCAUUCUUUUUUGUUUUUCAAAACCAAGGUUGUGCUGUGCCUUGUAUGGAUGUAAAAUAUUGAUAACUUGUUAUUCGUUUUAAAGACAAUUGCUUGUGUGCGCUCAAAGCAUUUAGGAUUUGUGGCGCUAAAUAGAGUGGUUUCAACAGGAACCUUUGUAUAUUAUUUUUGCUUAACCUUAAAUGUAGUUGCCUGGGCCUGGCCCGCAAAUGUGCCCAA
Molecule: messenger RNA, 2032 nt
Organism: Jatropha curcas
Lineage: Eukaryota; Viridiplantae; Streptophyta; Magnoliopsida; Malpighiales; Euphorbiaceae
Product: Pseudouridine synthase/archaeosine transglycosylase-like family protein
Biological process (GO): sulfate assimilation
Molecular function (GO): sulfate adenylyltransferase (ATP) activity; adenylylsulfate kinase activity
Source: RefSeq, a predicted model, not a curated record